AUCUAAUUACGCCCCGCUCGCUGUCCCUCUCAGAUCUCUUCCUUGUUCUCGCCUCGUCGUCCCCAAUCGUCGCCGGGAGUCUCCCGAUCCUUCUUCCACCACCUCACCGGUGGUGUCAGGGCCGGCUCGCGGACGGUGCUUGGACUGCCCCCGUCCCGUCAUGGAUCGCGCCGAGCUCACCACCGAACAGGUUCUGAAGCGAGAUAUUCCAUGGGAGCAUUACAUGUCAACUAAGCUUAUCUCCGGAACGUGCCUUCAGCUUUUACGGCGAUAUGACCACAAACCGGAGAGCCAGCGAGCUCCUUUGCUUGAGGAGGAUGGGCCAGCAUAUAUCCGAGUUUUCCUGAAUAUCCUGCGGAGCAUCUCCAAGGAAGAGACUGUGGAAUACGUGCUUGCACUCAUUGAUGAAAUGCUUGCAACAAAUCCUAAGCGUGCAGCACUGUUUUAUGAUCAAUCUUUGUCGGGUGAAGAUAUUUAUGAACCGUUCUUAAGGUUGUUAUGGAAAGGCAACUGGUUUGUACAAGAAAAAAGUUGUAAGAUAUUGACUGUUAUAAUUAGUGCACGACCAAAGCUUCAGAAUGGCACACUUCCAAAUGGAGAUGCUUCGAAUUCGAAGAGCAAGCUUACUUCAACACACGAUGUAUUGAGAGGUUUGGUUGAUUGGCUCUGUUCACAGCUGAGGAAUCCUACACACCCGAGCUGCUCUAUUCCUACUUCUAUCCAUUGCCUCUCCACUUUGCUAAGAGAACCAUAUGUUAGGACAUUAUUUGUUCAAGCUGAUGGCAUCAAGCUGCUCAUUCCCUUAAUUUCCCCAGCUUCCACACAACAGUCAAUUCAGCUCCUUUAUGAAACUUGCCUCUGCAUCUGGCUUUUAUCCUUUUAUGAUGCUGCAGUUGAUUAUUUGUCCACCACAAGGGUUAUGCCAAGACUUGUAGAGGUUGUCAAGGGCUCUACUAAAGAGAAGGUGGUCAGAGUUGUUGUGUUGUCCUUCCGCAAUUUGCUGGCAAAGGGUGCAUUUGCUGCCCAGAUGAUCGAUCUUGGAUUGCCACAAAUGGUACAAAACUUGAAAGCUCAAGCAUGGACUGAUGAGGAUCUGUUAGAUGCUCUGAAUCAACUAGAGGUGGGACUCAAAGAAAACCUCAAGAAGUUGAGUUCCUUUGAUAAGUACAAACAGCAAGUUCUUCUUGGUCAUCUGGACUGGUCUCCAAUGCACAAAGAUCCAAGUUUCUGGCGUGAGAACAUUAACAAUUUUGAAGAAAAUGAUUUCCAGAUUCUGCGAGUUCUCAUGACAAUCAUUGACACAUCAAGUGACACCACCGCUCUUGCCGUGGCCUGCUACGACCUCUCACAAUUCCUUCAGUACCAUCCAUCUGGCCGAAUCGUGGUGGCAGACCUCAAGGCUAAGGACCGAGUCAUGAAACUCAUGAAUCAUGAGAACACUGAAGUGAGGAAAAAUGCAUUGAUCUGUGUGCAGAGGCUCUUCCUUGGCGCAAAGUAUGCCAGUUUCCUGCAGGCUUGAGAAAAGCUGAGUCUUGUAUUUAGAUCCAGAGAACCCCUGGUCAUUUUUCAGAAUGGCUGUUGAGAAAGAAAAACCUUGAAAAUUCUUGUUCAGUGUAUCCUAUUGUUAUUUGAUUUCUGAAGCCGAUGUAUAAUAAAUAAUCAGAGUCAUAGAAUGCUCGAUGUAAUAAAGUGUCCAUGGGCUUGUUGAUUCAUUUAUGUAAAUUUUGACUUGUAACAUUA
This is a messenger RNA of Zea mays, 1740 nucleotides long. Its product is annotated as vacuolar ATPase subunit H protein. Gene Ontology annotation, molecular function: proton-transporting ATPase activity, rotational mechanism. Lineage: Eukaryota; Viridiplantae; Streptophyta; Magnoliopsida; Poales; Poaceae. Gene Ontology annotation, cellular component: vacuolar proton-transporting V-type ATPase, V1 domain. Gene Ontology annotation, biological process: proton transmembrane transport. The record is from RefSeq and is marked validated.